Molecule: messenger RNA, 1573 nt
Organism: Phalaenopsis equestris
Lineage: Eukaryota; Viridiplantae; Streptophyta; Magnoliopsida; Asparagales; Orchidaceae
Product: pollen receptor-like kinase 3
Biological process (GO): protein phosphorylation
Molecular function (GO): protein binding; protein kinase activity; ATP binding
Source: RefSeq, a predicted model, not a curated record
GUCUUUUAAUCUAACAAAUUCAGCCAUGCAAAAUCCAACCUGGACCGCUCCCCUAGACAUUUCUGUUAAUUACCGGGUCAAAUCACCCUCCGUUCCCAAAGAAAACAACAGCAACAGAUUAAGCCUAACGUACAUCCCGGCAUCCUCUCCUCUCCUCUCCUCUCCCAUGCUUCCAUGGCCAGCAUUCCUCGCAUCUUCCUCCUACUCUUCUUCCUCCAUCCACCCCUCUCCUCCUCCCUCUCCGACCUCGAUGCCCUCCUCCUGCUCAAAACCUCUUUCCUCAACCCUAACCCCGCCCUCUCCUCCUGGUCCCACUCCACCGUCGCAGCCUCCCGCGACGAAUCUCCCCCCUCCCCCUGCACAGCCUCCUGGAUCGGCGUCUUGUGCUUCGGUGGAAUCAUCACAGGUCUCCGCCUCGGAGGUCUCGGCCUCCAAGGCACCAUCAAUGUCGAAGCUCUCUCCCACUUCCGUUCCCUCCGCACCGUCAGUUUCAUCAACAACAACUUGUCCGGACCAUUGCCGAAUAUCGGCCGCCUCGACGCCCUUAAAUCGGUCUAUCUUUCAAAUAACCGUUUCUCUGGUCCGAUCAACGAUUCUCUGUUCUUAUCGAUGGAUCACCUCAAGAAGCUAUGGCUGGAUGGAAAUGAUCUUUCUGGGAAGAUUCCGUCGUCUCUCUCCAAGGUUUCCAAGCUCAUGGAGCUGCAUUUGGAAGGGAAUGGUUUCACCGGCCCCAUACCUGCGCUGCAGCUUCCGUCUCUCAGCUCCUUUAAUGUCUCCAAUAAUGAUUUGCAGGGACCUAUUCCCACCUCGCUGUCCCGCUUCGGCUCCAGUGCUUUUGCCGGCAACCCAAGGCUCUGUGGACCACCACUCACCAGACAUCCUUGUCCCCUUGCAACAACACGAGUAGAAGCAAUCGGACCACCAACUCCAGCGAUUUCAAACAGCUCCAACUCCGGCCAACUCGUUCUCCUCAUCCUCGGCAUUGUCCUCGUCUUCCUCGCUCUGGUCAUCGGCUACGCUGCCGUCAAAACGCGCAGCCGAGAAAAAUACGGCGAUUCGUUCAUGGACCACCCAGACACAGCAUCCGUUAAUGAAGCCAUGGAAGCAGCAGCCUCUGCUUCCCCGGUGCAGUUACCCACCACUGUCAGUUCUCGGCGAAGUAGGAAGCGCGGCGGUUCAAACAAGGGAAAUGGCGGCAGCUCGAGCAGGCAGGAGAGUGGUGGCAGCUCGAGCAGGCAGGAGAGUGGCGGCAGCUCGGCGUUGGUGAUGGUGAAUGAAGAAAAGGGUGUUUUUGGGUUGCCGGAUUUGAUGAUGGCGGCAGCGGAGGUGGUUGGGAACGGAGGGCUGGGUUCUGUGUAUAAGGCAGCGAUGGCGAAUGGGGUGGAGGUUGCGGUGAAGAGGAUGAGGGAUCUGAACAGGUUGAACAAGGAUGGAUUUGAUAUGGAGAUGAGGAGAUUAGGGAAGUUGCGGCAUCCAAAUUUAUUGCCGCCGCUUGCCUACCAUUUUCGGAAGGAUGAGAAGCUGGUGGUCUCUGAGUAUAUUGCAAAGGGAAGCCUUCUAUAUGUCCUCCAUG